AUGGUGGUGUGGCUCGGCGCUUUCAUAAGUGUUGUUAUUGUUCAGCAUAUAAGAGCUGCUAAUGCGAACAAUAAUGAUAAUGGAAACGCCAAUAUGGAACUACAUCAUCUCAAUACGACCACAAAUCCUGAUUCCAAAGCCGAAAAUGCAGUUUCUGUUGAUAUUCUGACAUCUGAUAAACCACGCACUUCUCCAACAUCUGAACCACAUUCAGAGAACGUUCCAGAAACGGCCGAACCAACUUCCGAGAACCGCAUUUCUGAGUCGGCCAAACCAGAUUACAAACCAGAUUCCAAGAAUCACAUUCCUGAAAUUUCCGACAAUCCGGAAUCAACUUCCGACGAACCGAAAUCAAAUUCCGAGAACCGCGUUCCUGAGUCGGCCGAACCACCUUCCAAGAGUCACAGUCCUAAAAUUUCCGACGAACCAAAAUCAGCUUCCGAGAACCGCAUUCCUGAGUCGGCCGAACCACCUUCCAAGAGUCACAGUCCUAAAAUUUCCGACGAACCGAAAUCAGCUUCCGAAAAACGCAUUCCUGAAUCGGCCGAACCACGUUCCAAGAGUCACAGUCCUGAAAUUUCCGACAAACCAAAAUAA
Molecule: messenger RNA, 597 nt
Organism: Vicia villosa (hairy vetch)
Lineage: Eukaryota; Viridiplantae; Streptophyta; Magnoliopsida; Fabales; Fabaceae
Exons: 1
Coding region: 1-597 (198 amino acids)
Source: RefSeq, a predicted model, not a curated record